This is a messenger RNA of Trichosurus vulpecula (common brushtail), 7932 nucleotides long. It is a transcript of the gene TOMM34, whose product is annotated as translocase of outer mitochondrial membrane 34. Gene Ontology annotation, cellular component: mitochondrion; cytosol. The transcript has 7 exons. Gene Ontology annotation, molecular function: heat shock protein binding. The record is from RefSeq and is a predicted model, not a curated record. Lineage: Eukaryota; Metazoa; Chordata; Mammalia; Diprotodontia; Phalangeridae. The coding region runs from base 233 to 1162 and encodes 309 amino acids.
GCGCGCGGUGACGCGCAUUGUAACGGGGCGGCCUCCCCCUCCCCGCCGCAACCCCCUUUGUGCGCGCCCCCGCCCGCCCCGCGUGCGCGCGCGCCAGCGCCCAUCGGAGGUUCUGGGCGCCGGCGACGCUUCCGGCCCGGAGGUGGGGGAGGGGGCGGAGCCGGAGCCGGCGCCACAGCAACCGCGGAACGCGGACCCCGGCCUCCAGCCUCUGGUCGGCUCCGGUCCCGGGAUGGCGCCCAAGCCCCCCGGCUCCGUCCUCGAGCUCCGCGCCGCCGGCAACGAGAGCUUCCGCAGUGGCCAGUACGCGGAGGCCGCCGAGCUCUACGGCCGGGCCCUGGACGCGCUGCGAGAGACAGGUCCAGCCAACCCUGAAGAAGAGAGUGUCCUCUAUUCCAACCGAGCAGCUUGCCACUUGAAGGAUGGAAACUGUACACAUUGCAUUAAAGACUGCUCUUUUGCAUUGUCUUUGGUUCCUUUUGGCAUAAAACCCUUGCUAAGACGGGCAGCAGCCUAUGAAGCCUUGGAGAAAUACCAGCUGGCUUAUGUGGAUUACAAGACAGUGCUGCAGAUAGACUGUACUCUGCCAGCUGCACAUGAUGGAGUCAACAGAAUGACCAAAGCUCUCAUGGACACAGAUGGGCUUGAGUGGCGUCUUAAGCUGCCCCCCAUUCCCUCAGUGCCAGUUGCAGCUCAGAAGAGGUGGGAAGCAGCUCCAGGGGGUGACCAUGAGAAGGCAGCCAAAAGCAAACUGAAAGAAGCCGAUACCUUAAAGAACAAAGUGCCUACUGUUGGAGACAUCGAGCGAGCCCGGGCCCUAAAGGAAGAAGGCAAUGAGCUGGUGAAAAAAGGAAAACAUAAGGAGGCUGUAGAGAAGUACAGUGAGAGUCUUAUGUUCAGCAGCCUGGAGUCUGCAACAUACACCAACAGAGCCCUCUGCUACUUGUCACUGAAGAAAUACAAAGAAGCUGUAAAGGACUGCACUGAGGCUCUCAAAUUAGAUUCAAAGAACAUCAAAGCAUUUUAUAGGCGUGCCCAGGCAUUCAAAGAACUUAAGGACUAUCAAUCCAGCCUUGAAGACGUCAACAGCCUCCUGAGUAUUGAGCCAGAGAACAGCGCGGCCGCCAAGCUGAGGCAGGAAGUCAACCGGAGCUUAAAAUAAAUAAAGUCCAGGAAGGGGCAGCAAACCUGCCUGAUUUCACUUGGAGAAGCUGAGGGCCUCUUUGUCUGCUCCAGGGCCAAGAAAGAGAGCGAGUGAACCCUUUGACCCAGGCCAGGUCAUGCCCUGGGCAUGGCAUCCCAGCUUCUCUCCUUGUACCCAUCCACACUCUGCUUCUUUCUCACUUAGAAUCUUUGCUCACUGGAAGUCAGUUCAGGUUAGUGAGCCAGGCCUCCCCUUUUUCGUCUACAAGGGUUCCUUCUUCUGCUGAUCCUUUUCAGGGAAGCUCUCCUGGCGACCCCCCUUUCUCCCAGUGGUAAACACAUAUACUUCUUCAUCCACUAAGCAUGUUCCAACACUGGUUCCUGGCCCUGCUAGGCAGCAAAAUCCAUGGUGAAUGGGGUCAUGUAUUAGUUGGCAAACCAGGCUCAGGUCCUACUCACCUGCUUGUGGCCAGAAUAUGUGGUGGCUUCAUUAGGGAUGGAGCCCCUGGCAAUCUUUGGUCACAACUUGUGUCCCUGUGCAGUGCUAACAUCUGACAGUCAUUCUGGGUACUGGUUUGAGUACUUGACUUCUCCUAAAAUCUUGUAUCUUGUUUCAAGUUACUCAAGUGUCUUGCUUCCCCCAUCUCCCCUGGGCUGGAGCCACAAGUCCUGGUUUGGAAGUUGGCCUGUUGCAUGUUUUGGGUGGGGAGGCUAUUCUAGCCCCAGUUUAAGAAUGGCAGCUUUAGGACACCUCUGAGAGUCCUUAUUCCUCAGUCCCUCUUGGAGUGAUUCUGAAUGGCCUCAUGGUUUCAGUCACCCCGUGUUUAAGCUACUGCAUAAAAAGUAACAUCUGCUACUGGACUUCAGUCGUACCUUCAUUUACAAGGGGACCAUGAAACCUUGGCUGGACACUGCCUCUUGUAGUGCAGGCCAGGGUCUUUUAUAGUACCCUUACCACAAAACAGGCUGUUCUCUCCUCCCCCAAUACAGGAAAGGGGUUUCCCCUUGGGGGUAGAAGGUAGCUUUGCCUGGCAUACAAUACGAGCCCUUAAUAUUAGCACCAGUUCUGUUCGGGGACACAGACCAUGACUCUUAACCUUACUCCAGUAGCUGCUGCCAGGUAUGCAUGGGCUCAGUGCAACCCAUUACUGAAAGAAUUAAUGAGUAUUUAAGUGUCUACUGUGUGUCAGGCCCUGGGGUUAAUGAAAUGUCUUAAGAUGUGCACAUGUCAGUCUAUACAAAACGAAUAUUCCAAGUUCAUUUGGGAAGGGGGUACUGGCAGUGGUGACUCAGGAAAGGCUUCACAUACAAAGAAGUCACUGAGCUCAUCUUGAAGAAGUGAGAUGAGGUGAGAUGGUCAGCGUGAAGGCCCACAGAUAGGAACUGGAGUGCUGGUUAGAGUCAGAUAAAGGAACGUCAGUUCUUACUCACCUAAGUCAUCAGGGUAUUUGCUCAUGCUAGAUGAGCAUGUAAAGUACCCUGACAGGAACAGUUGUCUCUCAACCCUGUAGCUUGCAAAGGCAAAACUAAUCAUUUUUCUGGGAAAAAAAAAAGCCACUAUUUUACACAAAACCCUUCCUGAUUCCUCACGAAUGCCCUUCCUUUCUAACUGACAUUAUGUUUAUGGAUGGGACUGUGGUCAAGGCAGAAUAUAAGGGACAAGCCACAGAACUGAGGAGAGGAGGGCAGGAGCACUGGUAAUCUUACAGCAGCAUAGGUUCUGAGAGCCAGGAGUGAGCCACCUUUAUACCCCAAACCAAAAAAGAGCAGCUUAUGUAUCCUGUGGCCACAGUGGAGUGAUUUGAUCUUAUGUUCCCGAGAGUAAAAAUGCCCUUCCAUUUACCCAGGAUUCUGUUGCUCUCUACCUCCUAAUCUCCAGGCUCUACUUAGGGGUGCCCAUAUGCAUGCCCAACACACACACGCUCACGAUGAUUCUGGGUAGAGUCCAUGAAACUUUUUAAUGCACAUACAAAAAAGCAAAGGCUGUUUGACCAGCUUGCUGACUGGCCUUCUAUGUCCACUCACAUCACAUUGUGCAGGUACACAGACAAAUAAGGAAAUAAGUUAUGGUUUAUGGUUCAGAGGGCCUCAGAGAACUGGAAGGGCUGGUCUCUCUUCAAGAGCCAUGAGAUUUCAGUUUUCUGGGAAAGAAAAAAAGAAAUCGAGUACACAGUGUUUGAUGGUAAAUACCAAGCACUCUGGGAUCCAGUAAAGUUCCAGCUAUCAGGUAUCAUUCCUGUAGCAGAAAGAGAAGUAGAAAGUGUCUCCCAAGAAAGGACAGCUUCAGUACAAACUCUCAAAGGACAGUGGGGCUGUGCCUGUCUGACAGAGGGACAUAGGGGAGGAGGUAGGGCAUAGCCAAAGACUCGAAGCCCAGGACUUCUGGACCCACAGCCAACAUGGAAAUAUGUGACCCAAAGGAGGAUUCUACAGAAACAGGAUUAGAAUGGCUUUAGCUAAAUGCCUGGAUAAGAGAGCCAGUUCUUAUGGUGCACAUGCAGGAACCCUUGGCUAAUCCAGAAAAGCAUAAAUUCUUCCAAACUGGAAAGGCCUCAGGAUGGGUCCAGAGACAAGACUAGGCCUCUGUAUUUGGAGGACUAGCCUAGGUAGAGAAAAGCCCUUUAUCAGCAGGUGUAUAUGUGAAACCUAAGGGCCACAAUAGUACAUUGGGGGCUUCUUCCUAACUUUGAGAGUAAGGUCAUGCAACCCUCAGUGCCGAAGGUCAGAGCAGGAAAGGCUAUAGGACUGACCAGGGAUGGACAGCAGAACUCUGAGCCCACCCUCAUAAACUCCCCUCCCUUCCUGGGUUCUAUCCCUGGCAACCACGUUUGAUUGGGCCUAGACUCACAGGGGCCUUAGUGCACAUAUGUCUUGGGCAGCUCCGAGACCUCUUGUGCUUGGAGUGCAGCAACUGCUUCUUCAAUCUGGGGGUGGGAGAGGAAAACUAAGAUUAUCCAGUCCUGGCCCAACCCACAUACCUUCCUGGGAAAGCUGCUGCUAACUUCCCCUGCCUUUGGCUAACCAUUAAGGACAGAUUCCCAUCGUAUGGUUUAGUCACAUACCCUAGGCAUCUGGUGGUGCAGUUGAUAGAACACUGGGCCUGCAGUCAGGAAGACCUGGGUCUCAAGAUACUAGCGAUGGGACCCUGGGGAAGUUACUUAAUCUUUGCCUCAGUUUCCUCAACUGUAAAAUGGGGAUAACAGCACCCAUCUCGCAGGGUUAUUUUUGUGAAGUGAUACGUAUAAAGUGCUCAACACAGUGCCUGGCAUGUAGUAGGUGCUAUAUAAAUGCUUAUUCCCCUCCCCAUCUCACAGCCAAAGAGACUAUCCGGAGGCCCCUAAAAUCCUUGAGUGAGACAUUCCCUUCCAGUAGCACAGGCAUCAUCUCGACUGCUACAUGCUGGUUCAUGCACAAGACGUUAAUGGACACCCACUCUCUCACAGCCCCACACACCUACCUUGGAAUGGAGGGAUUCUGGAGACUCCAGCAUUAGCAGCAGCUCUGAGUUGUCAAUCUCCAGCAGCAUGCCGGUGAUCUUGCCAGCCAGCUGAGCAUGUAUCCCAUAAAUGAGUGGGUAGAGUCUGUCACCUGCUCAAAACAGCAGGGGGAAUAAUGCACAGACCUGGACUGGCUGAUACCCAAUGCAUACUAUACCCUUCAUCGGCCGGCCCUGUCUUUGCCUCUUGUUCUUCAUCUGUAAAAUGGGGGCAGUGGUUGUACUGUCUCAAAGUGUUGUGUAAAACGCAGUGCAUAAGAAUCAUCUAUGUUAUUCCCAUUCCCAAUUCCACAGUCCUUUUAUGGAGCCAGAUUAGACCUGAAGCUUGUGACCUUCACUGGAGAAGGGUGGCGGAACUCGACCUGCACUGCGAAUGCAGCAGAAACAGUGCCUGUAGUAGUUUCUGAUUAUUGACAAUAGGGGACUUCCAGAAUCAGUCUGUGCGCACUUAGGAUAAAGGUGAGAAGGCAAGCUACAAUGGAAGGAGUCCACUUGGCCUAUUUAAAUAAGGUACCAACUGAAAAAAGUGAUGAUCACUUUGUUAGAGACAUUUACCCAAUCUAAAACAGUUGCUACAACAGGGAAGCUAAGAGUCCAGAAACUGUCUUAGCCCGCAAACACUUGGUUUCUUUUCCAAAUACAAACACAGCAGCUAGAGGACAACAUGGGUUUGGAGUACAAACUCCUUUAGAGAACAUUAGAGAGGAAGCUAGUAGGUGAAUAAGAGCAUUAGAAAACCAGCAAAAGUCAAAAAUGCUUGGCUAAGGCUCAGUUGUCCCAGCCCAGGCACAUUUAUCAACGAAACUGAGGAAAACAAGUGGACAUGAAAUAUCUGCCAGUGUUUACUUGGUAAUCUAUAUUCAUAAUUGAUGAAAAUGAAAGCAUUACUUUUGGACUCAACCCACCACCUCAGACCUGAGGAAGGAGCGACGAAAAGUUGGAAAGAAUGUAGAAGAAAUCCACCUGAGGGGAAAAUUUUAGAGUCUCGGCUUGGUUUGAGUUCUUGGAGGGAAAGAUUUCCUAGAGUGUAAAAGAUUGUAGAAUGCUGUUACCAAAAGCUAGCUGCCAGAAAGCAAGUCAGUAUCCACACCAUCUGCUUGUUAGCGAAUUCAUUUCCUUAGGGUAUGUUUGAUAAAGAGGAGGUGGGAACAGGCAAGCUUUUGCAGAUGAGUCUUGUUUGACAGAAUGCGUUUUCAAGGUCAUGCAAUUGAUUGUGAAGUGUAAAGAUUAUAUAGUUUGGCUGUAUGUGUCAGAAAAAAUUCUAUUUGGCAGAUCAAAGUCCAAUUCUCCUUAAGGUUUCCUCAACAAGAUCAUACAAGACUCGUGGAGUCUGAGUUAGAGGAAACCUCAGAGGCCAUCUAAUCUAAUCUGAAGAUGUCAGCUUUUCUGACUGUGGCUAGUCAGUGUCUUGAAUCCACCUCACUACCCCACACAUUUUCAAUAAAUAUAGUAAUGGCUCAGUAUUUGCCAUCUCUGAGGCCACACCCAUGUCCUGGUAUAUGUAGUUCAUCUGUCACAGCUAGGUAGUGCAAGCAGGCCUUGGAAUCCAUCAGGAAGACCCAAGUUCAAAUCCUGCCUCAAACAUACUUUGUGACUCUGGGCAAGUCAGAACUGCUUUCAGUUUCUGCUGUUCCUUUUGCCAAAUGGGGAUAAUAUAAAGUACCCACUUCACAGAGUCAUUGGAAGGACCAGACGAGAUAACAGAUGUACACUUUGCAAACCUCUAAGUGCCAUGUAAUGUUAGCUGCCAUAAGCACCUUGCACUGGUGAUCUGAACUAAUCCAGGGCGGCUAAGGAGUCUCUUACUGUCUGCUCAUUUGAGGUUUCCUCUUCAGUCCAAAGAUCGCUGUGCUUAAAGACAACUGAAAAACAAGAAGGACUGACCCCAUUUUCUGUGCUGUCAGUCAUCCCCUUCUUUCCCCCCUUUCCUCCGGUGUAGCUUUGAAAAUCCCUUUUUGUUACCCUCCGCCUUCCUCCACAGCCUUAGCUCGUUCCAGGCUGAACAUUCUAGACAUUAUUCUUGUGGAGCCACACCAUGGGAUCCCUCACUAUGAGCCAUUGCGUCUAUCUUUAGUACAUGCUUUCAAGGGCUUAACUUGGUUGAUGUGACUCCAGCCUUGUCUGUCCACUUUGAAUAGUUCCUCUUCCUCAACAAAAUUGGUUUUCAUCUUUUUUAUCUUUUCAUUCCUGAAAGCACUCUGUUGCUUCUGGGCUGCCUUUCUCUAUGGAAUUUUUGGCCUUGGAACCAAAAUUACUUAGUUCUUAGAACUCUAAGGUCUAGGGUUGUCACACGUAGUGGCUUUCUGCUUCUGCUAAAUAACCGCUUUCCCCAAAGCCUUAUCACUCUAGCUAACCAUCUGACAUUUUUAGAGUCUAUAUCACCUGUAAACAAAAACAACUAACGAUUCUGUGAAUAGCAAAUGAGAAAUAAGAAGACACAUACUUAUCAAAAACGUGCACUAUUGUUGGAAGGGUGUGCUGGGUCAAGUCAAAAUGGAAAAAGGAUUCUCUAUAGGUGGCAAGGUCCUUCAGAUAUCCAUUUGUGGAUGACAUUGGGCCAAUUACACCAAACGCAAGAUUACCAGUGACUUUGCAGCGAAAUUCAGUUACUCAAGAGAAUGGCCUAGCUCCACAUAGGAAAAAGCAAAUAGAUUUUUUAAAAUACCCGUUGCCCAAAUUAUGACAUGCAUUUAGAUGGGCAGCCAUUAAGCUGGUCAUCAGAGCAUAGAUCUUAGGUAUCCGUUAUGGAUAGUGACCUGGGCUUAAAGUUUAAUAAAUGGAAGAAAUUGGGCCAGAUCACAUUUAGGAAACUAGCACCUUCCAUGAUCCCAAGCUACUCACUGCAGCAGAAGCCCAUCUUUAUAAUAGCAACAAUCUCUCAGUAAUGCCUUGAAUCAUGGAAUGCCACAAUCUCAAAAGCAUCAGAAUUGCAGAUGACCUGAAAGGUAAUGAAAGGCACAUGGUGGUGUCAGGGUAUAGCAUAUUACCAACUGUGACUUAUGUUUGAAUAGCAGUAGUGAAAAAGACCAAGGAAAUUAAAGUGUAGUGCCGAUCAUGUAGUAACAGCAAGCUUGGAACAGUCUUACUAUUGUUAUCCAUGAAUUAUCAGAACCAGAGGGCAGGGUCCAUAUACUUCAGGAAGUUCCACAGAAAAACCAAGACAAGAGUAAGACAGGAGCAGAAGGCAUAGUUGGGUUACAGCCUGCACCAGUGGUGGAAGUACCUGUGUUUAUGAAAUCAUGGAUUCAUGGAAGCGAUAACCUUAAGGUUGAUAAAAGCAUCUUCCUCAACAA